This is a messenger RNA of Sardina pilchardus (European sardine), 2027 nucleotides long. RefSeq names its product glucosaminyl (N-acetyl) transferase 4a (gene gcnt4a). NCBI's taxonomy places the organism in Eukaryota, Metazoa, Chordata, Actinopteri, Clupeiformes, Clupeidae. The transcript is spliced from 3 exons. Gene Ontology annotation, cellular component: membrane. Gene Ontology annotation, molecular function: acetylglucosaminyltransferase activity. The record is from RefSeq and is a predicted model, not a curated record. Bases 121 to 1416 code for a protein of 431 amino acids.
ACUCGCCUCUUCCAUGAGUGGAUCAAGUCAUGAGCCCGGACACGAUGUCUGUUGUCUGAAGGCAAGACGCAAGUUUUUAAUGGCAUGUGACAAAGUUUCAAACCGUGUAAGAGUGCAAGAAUGCUAAGAAGAUGGUCUGUCCUAAAGAAGUUGAAAAAGAAAUGCCUCAUCUUUUCUUUCUCCAUACUGGUUGUGUGCGUACUGAAGCUCGUCCACAUCAAGGUAGUGGAAAAGAACACCUUUUACAUUGAGCCUUAUGGAAUUACUUCCGUCCCCAUAAACAGCCAGGCUGACAAGCCUGACAUUGACUGCUCAGCCGUAUAUCAGCUUGAUCCAGUGGAAAUUGGCAAGUCUUUAGAGAUACGGCGGAAAGUUAUAGUGGACUUGGAGGAUGAGACUAUUGUCAAGUUGACAGCAGACUGUCCGAGGUACAUAGAGGCAAGGGGCUACAAUGACAUAACUGCUUCGGAGGAGGAGAGGCAGUUUCCACUCGCCUACUCCUUAGUUGUACAUAAGAACAUUCCCAUGGUAGAGAGGAUCCUGCGUGCUAUCUAUGCCCCCCAUAACGUCUACUGUAUCCAUUAUGACCAGAAGUCUUCCAAGUCCUUCAUCGCUGCAGUGAGGAGUCUCGUGAAGUGCUUUCCAAAUGUAUUCGUCGCUAGUCAAUUGGAGUCUGUGCAGUAUGCCCAUGUGACGAGGCUAAAGGCAGACCUCAACUGUCUGUCAGACCUGCUCCAUUCCUCGACCCAGUGGAGGUAUGUCAUCAAUCUUUGUGGGCAAGAUUUCCCGUUAAAGUCUAAUUACGAGCUUGUGUCCGAAUUGAAGAAGCUUAACGGCGCGAACAUGCUGGAGACGAGCCGGCCCAGCGACCUGAAAAAGAAGCGUUUCCAGUUCCAGCACGAGCUGAAGGACGUGCCUUAUGAGUACCAGAAGAUCCCGGUGAGAACCACGCGCGCCAAAGACUCUCCUCCCCACGGCAUCGAGAUGUUCAUCGGCAGCGCGUACUUCGUGCUGUCCCGGGACUUUGCGAGUUACGCCACGGGCAGCCAGCUGGCACUGGACUUCCUGGCGUGGUCGGUGGACACGUACUCCCCGGACGAGCACUUCUGGGCCUCUCUGGUGAGGGUGCCCGAGGCGCCCGGCGCCAUCGCCCGGUCGCAGCCCGACGUGACGGACCUGAUGAGCAAGACGCGGCUGGUCAAGUGGAGCUACCUGGAGGGGAACCUGUACCCGGCGUGCACCGGCACUCACCUGCGGAGCGUCUGCAUCUUCGGGGCGGCCGAGCUGCGCUGGCUCCUCAACGACGGACACUGGUUCGCCAACAAGUUUGACCCCAAAGUGGACCCCAUCCUCAUCAAAUGUCUGGAGGAGAAGCUUGAGGAAAAGAGACAACACUGGGCUAAGUUAGCAUCUUAACAGAACUCUGCUGAGGAAAAUGUUAUAUGGGAAUCGAGGGGGUAUGUGCUUAUUUAAUCUCGUCUUUGAAACCAAUGUACUAUUAAUUACACCACUUACUACAGUGUAAUUCACUACCAGCCAUAUUUAAUACUGGAAGCUCCUCUCCGCUAUCUCAGAAAUGGCUGCCACUGUCUGGACAGAUGACUCAAAAUGGUCGGUUAUGCCAGAAGAUAAUCCUUGUGCCUUGCAGUUUAGUUUUCAGAGUUUUUCAUAGUAAAAAUAAUAAGUACACACGGCAAUAACUCUUAAGCAUAGAGAAUUCUUCUACCUCUUUGAGCUUGGCUUGGUGAAGAUUGUGCCUUCAAAUGGCUCUGAAAAGAAAUGAAAGAGAAAGCGUUUCAGGCGCAGAUUCUUUGAGAAAACCAUUAUGAUUGUAUUUCAGCAUCUCAGAAGAUGGUAAUGAAUACCAGGGCCUAAUCUUUGAUACACUUGAACAUAAAUUUGAUGAAUUUCUGGCGACAAUCAUUUUAUUCUGCAGCGAUUGUACAGCAGUUUUAUUUACUGUUGUGAGACGGUGUAUUUAUUUAUUUUGGGUAUUUAUGUCUUAAUAAAGCAUUUUCGACUUUGCA